ACCAUCAUUUCUUAUUGUGUCCCAACCAAAACAGUUCAAAACUGUGACAAGAAAUUAAAAAAAUAAAACUACGAAAAAUGAAAGAGUCAACAAGACUCUUGAUAUUAUCCAUCAUUGUAUUGGUGGCAGCCGUUUCUAAUGCAGGAGUCACAGAGUUAGACCUCGUAAAUCCAACUGAUGAUGAUGGUUCAUCAGAUGGCAUGAUCAAACGUGAAGCCAUCGAAGUAGACCCAUCAAAAUCUCAAAAAAACGACCAAGGCAAUGACGAUGGUUCAUUGGAUGGCAUGAUCAAACGUGAAGCCAUCGAAGUAGACCCAUCAAAAUCUCAAAGAAGCGGCGAAGGCAAUGACGAUGGCAUGAUUAGACGUGAAGCCAUCGAAGUAGACCCAUCAAAAUCUCAAAGAAGCGGCGAAGGCAACGACGAUGGUUCAUCAGAUGGCAUGAUCAAACGUGAAGCCAUUGAAGUAGACCCAUCAAAAUCUCAAAGAAGCGGCGAAGGCAAUGAUGAUGGUUCAUCAGAUGUCAUGAUUAAACGUGAAGCCAUCGAAGUAGAUCCAUCAAAAUCUCAAAGACGCGGCGAAGGCAACGACGAUGGUUUAUCAGAUGGCAUGAUCAAACGUGAAGCCAUCGAAGUAGACCCAUCAAAAUCUCAAAGAAGCGGCGAAGGCAAUGAUGAUGGUUCAUCAGAUGUCAUGAUUAAACGUGAAGCCAUCGAAGUAGACCCAUCAAAAUCCAAAAGAAGCGACCAAGGCAAAGGCAAAGGCAAACAUCGUGCCCGCCAGGCCGCGGCAGGCCCUGAGAUGAAUUGGCCUGGAAAAUGGGAGUUGUUCAUGAAAAAUUCUGGUGUAUCAGCCAUGCACGCGAUCCUAAUGCCAGUGAUCAACAAAGUUCAGUUUUACGACGCAACCAUUUGGAGAAUCUCACAGGUCAAGCUGCCUCCUGGUGUACCUUGCCAUGUUUACGACCAAAAGGCUAAUAAAGUUGAUUGUUGGGCUCACUCUGUCCUCGUUGAUAUCAACACAGCAAACAUCAGACCACUACUGCUUACAACAGACACAUGGUGUUCUUCAGGAGGUUUAACCGUAAAUGGGACAUUGGUAAGCACAGGAGGUUUCGAAGGAGGAGCAAACACUGCAAGGUACCUUUCCACAUGUGAAAACUGCGCAUGGGUUGAAUAUCCACAGGCACUCGCUGCAAGGAGAUGGUACUCAACACAAGCAACUCUACCCGAUGGCACUUUCGUCGUUGUUGGAGGCCGAGACGCUCUCAACUACGAGUAUAUCCUCCCAGAGGGACAAAACAACAAGAAACUAUAUGACUCACUACUUCUUAGACAAACUGAUGAUCCAGAAGAAAACAAUCUUUACCCUUUUGUUUGGCUCAACACUGAUGGCAACCUCUUUAUUUUCGCCAACAACCGAUCAAUCCUUCUUAGCCCGAAAACUAACAAAGUUCUCAAAGAGUUCCCUCAACUCCCUGGUGGUGCUCGUAACUACCCUGGCUCUUCCUCCUCUGCUCUUCUCCCUAUCCGCCUCUACGUCCAAAACCCCGCUGUAAUCCCAGCCGAUGUCCUCAUCUGUGGUGGCGCGAGGCAAGACGCUUACUUCCGAGCUGAGAAAAAGAAGCUUUACGACCCGGCUUUGAAAGACUGUGCAAGGAUAAGCAUCAAUAGUGCUAAGCCUGUAUGGAAAACAGAGUUCAUGCCAAUGUCAAGAGUGAUGAGUGACACUGUGAUCCUCCCUAACGGAGAAGUCCUUAUAGUUAAUGGUGCAAAACGUGGCUCCUCAGGUUGGCACUUAGCUAAAGAACCAAACUUUUCACCAAUCAUAUACACACCUACAAAACCUUUAGGCAAACGUUUCAAAGAGCUAGCUCCUUCAACUAUCCCUCGUAUGUACCAUUCCAUAGCAAUCGCUCUCCCUGAUGGUAAAGUCCUUAUCGGUGGAAGCAACACAAACGAUGGAUACCAAUACAACGUUGAGUACCCAACAGAGCUCCGCGUAGAGAAAUUCUCACCACCUUAUCUCGAUCCAGCUCUUGCCAACAUGAGACCAAGAAUCAUUACCGCACCAAAACAGAUCAAGUAUGGGAAACCAUUUGACGUUAGAAUCGAGCUUAAACAACAAAACGUAGCAAAGGAGAAUGUAAUGUUGACGAUGUUAGCACCAGCGUUUACUACACAUAGUGUAUCAAUGAACAUGAGGUUGCUCAUGUUGGGAAUCAUGAAUGUCAAGAACGUUGGUGGUGAUAACCAUCAGAUCCAAGCCGUUGCUCCUCCAAGUGGAAACGUUGCUCCUCCUGGUUAUUAUAUUUUCUCUGCCGUCUACAAUGGUGUCCCCAGUGUUGGUGAAUGGAUCCAAAUUGUUUGA
Capsella rubella is the source of this 2369-nucleotide messenger RNA. Its product is annotated as aldehyde oxidase GLOX1. The transcript is spliced from 2 exons. Lineage: Eukaryota; Viridiplantae; Streptophyta; Magnoliopsida; Brassicales; Brassicaceae. The record is from RefSeq and is a predicted model, not a curated record. Bases 78 to 2369 code for a protein of 763 amino acids.